AUGGGCAUUUGGGUGUCCUCUGUCAAGAUUGUUAAGAAGUACACCAAGAAGUUCAAGAGACAUCACUCUGACAGAUAUGACAGAGUUGCCGAGAACUGGAGAAAGCAGAAGGGUAUUGACUCUUGUGUCAGAAGAAGAUUCAGAGGCACCAUCCGUCAGCCAAACAUCGGUUACGGUUCCAACAAGAAGACCAAGUUCUUGAACCCACAAGGUUACAAGGUCUACCUCGUCAGAAACACCGGUGACUUGGACGCUUUGUUGAUGCACACCAAGACUCACGCUGCUGAGAUUGCCCACAAUGUCUCUUCUAAGAACAGAGUUGAGAUUGUUACCAAGGCCAAGUCUUUGGGUGUCAAGGUCACCAACCCUAAGGGUAGAGUUGCUUUGGAGGCCUAA
Candidozyma pseudohaemuli is the source of this 396-nucleotide messenger RNA. It is a transcript of the gene RPL32, whose product is annotated as 60S ribosomal protein eL32. The transcript is spliced from 2 exons. The record is from RefSeq and is a predicted model, not a curated record. Lineage: Eukaryota; Fungi; Ascomycota; Pichiomycetes; Serinales; Metschnikowiaceae. Gene Ontology annotation, molecular function: structural constituent of ribosome. Gene Ontology annotation, cellular component: ribosome; cytosolic large ribosomal subunit. The coding region runs from base 1 to 396 and encodes 131 amino acids. Gene Ontology annotation, biological process: translation.